AUGCCUUCACUAGGCUCAUCCGAGAUGUUCCACACUUUCUCUAUUCCUGCUGCAGUUCAGGGCUUGGCGCCACCGCGGCCGAUCUCUGAGCACUCUCUAGAGGAGCCAAAACUCGCUAGCAAAGGCGCCUCCAAAAGAAUCACCACUCCCCACGCCUGCGCCGAAUGCAAAAGACGCAAGAUCCGCUGUGAUGGCCGCCAGCCCUGUGGGCAAUGUCUUGGAUGCAGGUCUCCAAAGGCAUGCUACUAUGAUAAACAUCGUCAGAGGGUGAUCCCGUCUAGAAAAACUCUCGAUGCUCUCUCCCAAUCUCUGGAAGAAUGUCGUUCGAUCUUAAAACGAUUGUAUCCUACGCGAGAUGCGCAGUCGCUGCUGCCUCUUUCGAGGCAUCAGUUGAUUUCCGUGCUCGAUCUCUCGGGGUCCCAGGGUACGCUGUCCCAGUGGUCGUCACCGGACUCGAUGUCGGUCUCCAUUUCGAAUAGCUCGCCUAUCUCCCAGGAAUCUCAUUCACCGCUCGACAAUAAAUUUGAAGAUGACCGAAGUCUCGCGAACCUUGAACAAGUUCCCAGUCAAGACUGCGAGUGGGACGAGGAGAGAAGGAAUCGCGAUCCAAUCCCAGCGGAGGCAGACGAUGUCAAUGCGCUGUCUUUGUUAGUGGACCGGCAGUCUUCGUAUCUUGGUGCAACGUCUAUCAAAGCGGCGUUCUUGGUGAUGCUAAAGGUUGCACCGGCGUUGCGGUCUUUCCUAGGGGAUAAGUCACAGCCGAGUGCGAGCAACUACCCUACGCCGAGAUAUGGAGGUAGCGGGCGAUCGCUCCUAGCGAUUGCGUGGUCCUCCGACGGACAGACUCUGAUUGAUGCCUACUUCAAGCGAGUCCAGAUUUUCGUCCCUAUGCUUUAUGAGCCGUCUUUCAGAGCAGAUUACUUGAGCGGUAGACGGAACGACGCGCCUUGGUUAGCACUCCUGAAUAUGGUGUUCGCGAUGGGCAGCAUCGUUGCGAAUAAAUCCGACGAUCACAACCAUGUCACUUUCUUCAGCCGGGCCAAGGAGCAUCUGAGCAUCGACUCUUUCGCUAGCGGUCAUAUUGAGACUCUCCAGGCUUUGGCAUUGAUGGGGGGUCUUUAUCUUCACUAUAUUAACAGGCCGAAUAUGGCAAACGCCAUCACCGGAGCAGCUCUUCGGAUUGCGUGUGCCAUGGGUCUUCAUAAGGAGAGCGUGCCAGAGCAGGGACCCGUUGACGCUGAGACGAUUGAGCAGAGGAGGAGAACGUGGUGGAGUUUGUUCUGUCUCGAUACCUGGGCGUCCACAACUCUAGGCCGACCUUCGAUGGGCCGAUGGGGAGCAGGAAUCACCAUCCGCGCACCAGAAGGAACCCAUGAUCUGAAUAUAAUCGGCCAACACACCGGCAUCAUCCCCCUUAUCGAGAGUAUCAAAUUCUGCAAACUUGCCACGCAAAUCCAAGACCUACUCGCUCAAUCCCCACUCAUGCGCCCCUCAGACCGCGCUUCUCUCGACCGCCAGCUCGUCGACUGGCACGCCCAACUUCCCUGGCUCCUGCACUCCACCACAGAGCCCUGCCCCGAUGCCAUCUACACCGCCCGUAGCGUCAUGAAGUGGCGCUACCAAAAUCUCCGCAUAGUGCUCUUCAGACCCGUCCUGCUCAACCUCGCCAAUCGCUCUGCAUCCAGCUCCCAACAGCCCGCAACGCCGGACGAGCUCGACGCAAUCGCCACGUGCAGGUCGGUGGCUCAGCAGACCAUCUCCGAUAUUGCGCGCGAGUGGACGCCAAACCAGAUGCUGGGCUGGAACGGCGCGUGGUUCCUGUAUCAGGCGGCUAUGAUCCCGCUCCUGAUGAUGUUCUGGGAGAAGGGGGACGCGACUCUGGUCGCGGACUGCCGGGCGCAGAUUGAGAUUGUGCUGGAGGCGUUGGAGGGGCUGGGAGAGUGGAGCCUCGCGGGGAGGCGGAGUCGAGAGGUCGUGAGUAUGAUGUUGGAGGCGGGCAUAGGGGCCGGUAAUGGGCUCGGGACUCCGGGGGAAGGGUGCGCCGGAAGUGCUGCCGGUCAAGGGGAUGCGGGUCGUGGGCGUGGUGGUGGAAAUCCCACGUCUAUUCUGAACGGUGCGAGUGAAAUGCAUGGGCACAUGAUGGAUACAAACAGCGUGCACCACCAAGUGGAAAUGCUCAGCGAGGACGGCAUGGUCGGUACAGACCAAUUCGGCGUGUGGGAUCUGGACGGCAUGUUUUGGGGCAACUUGCCGGAGGGGAUUGAUAUGCCGCCCGAUUGGAUACCGUUUAUGGGUUACGAUUAG
Messenger RNA from Drepanopeziza brunnea f. sp. 'multigermtubi' MB_m1, 2304 nucleotides. The record is from RefSeq and is a predicted model, not a curated record. Lineage: Eukaryota; Fungi; Ascomycota; Leotiomycetes; Helotiales; Drepanopezizaceae.